This is a messenger RNA of Ceutorhynchus assimilis (cabbage seed weevil), 939 nucleotides long. NCBI's taxonomy places the organism in Eukaryota, Metazoa, Arthropoda, Insecta, Coleoptera, Curculionidae. The record is from the annotation of a GenBank genome assembly.
AUGAUUGAUAAUCUAACAGAUUUUAAUGAUAGACUUUAUAUUGAAGAUAUUUCACUGGCCUAUAAUAGAAUAAAGAUUUUACCAAAAUUGGACAACAUAAGAAAAUUGAAUAUUAGUUACAAUAGAAUUCACAGCAUUAACAAAAAUCCAUCAAGUGACAUCCUUCAAAGCCUUGAUCUUAAUGGAAAUAAUAUUUCUGUACUAACUGAUUAUGUAUUUGCCAAUUUAACCAACUUAGAAUAUCUAUAUUUUGGCCAUAAUAAUUUAACAUCAUUGCCUUUACACAAUUCACACAAUCUUAAACAUUUAGACUUGUCUUUUAAUCAAAUCAAACAAAUCCCUGUUGGAUUUUUCAAUGACUUAAACGAACUCACAUAUUUGGACCUGUCUGAUAACAAUAUGAUUUUGGAUUUCAAUGUUUUAUUAACUUUAAAAUCGUUACAAACAAUCAACAUUAGAAAAAACAAAGUGCAAAAUUUUGAUUCCAAUAUUCUAUUAAGCCGGUUUAAAUUUUUGAAAUCUAUUACUGUAAGUGACGACUUUUGGAAUUGUACUGAGUUGACUUCUAUCAUUUACAAACUUCAUUUGAAGAAUAUAAAAUUAACUCCUGGUCUAAAUAGGAAUUAUAAUAUUUUAGGAAUAACGUGUAAAAAAGAGGAUACAAUUAAAAUUGGAAGAAAAAAUGAUGUUGCAUUUUAUCCAGCCGUAGAAAAAAUUGAUAGUAUUUUAAACAAUACUACAUUUUUUAAAUAUCUUCAAAUUGUUGCCAAACAUAUUUCUGAUUCUGAAAAUAAGUCUCUGGAUUUCAGUCAAAAUGAUAAUAUUUCAAUCAAUAAAUCAAUUAAUUAUGGAGUAAUUUCCCUUAAUAUAUUAUUAGCUAUGAUUUUGUGUUGUUUAAUAUUUUCUACCUGUUGUAAAUUUUCAAAAGAUAAAUUGUAA